UCGGCGAACGAGCGACCUCUGCCUGUGCGCUGAUUGGCCACGAGCCGAGGCCAACCCCGCCCCCUGUUUUCCGCUCUCUAGGUCUGCAGAAGCCUCUGGGGUCUCGGCCGGAUCUCGAAGCUUUAGACGCCGAGCUACGCUGCAAGUAACCAUGCCGCGUGGAAGCCGGAGCCGCACCUCCCGCAUGGCCCCUCCGGCCAGCCGGGCACCUCAGAUGAGAGCCGCGCCUAGACCAGCGCCCCCGGCUCAGCCCCCAGCAGUGGCUCCGCCGUCUGCUGUUGGCUCCCCUGCUGCGGCACCCCGGCAGCCAGGUCUCAUGGCCCAGAUGGCAACCACUGCAGCUGGCGUGGCUGUGGGCUCUGCCGUCGGGCACACGAUAGGUCAUGCCAUCACCGGGGGCUUCAGUGGAGGAAGUAAUGCUGAGCCUUCAAGGCCUGACAUCACUUACCAGGAGCCUCAGGGAACCCAGCCGGCAUACCAGCAGCAGCAGCAGCAAUUUGGCCCGUGCCACUACGAGAUGAAACAGUUUCUGGAGUGCGCCCAGAACCAGGGUGACCUUAAGCUCUGUGAAGGUUUCAGUGAGGUGCUGAAACAGUGCAGAUUUGCAAAUGGAUUAGCCUAAUCACGAAGUUCACAUUGAAGAUGCGGAAAAUCAUCUCUCAUGACCAAGUUAAUUUAGCAUAAAAAUAUAAUCGAUGGUGAAUACAUACAGUGUAAAACCACCAGUUAAACCUCUCCUUCAUCAUUAAGUAUAGUUUUCCUCAGAAUUGGAAUAAAAAGGGUGUCUGACUAUAUAGAAGUUCAUUGAGAUGGGUUGAGUUUGGGGCUGGGCAAAUGUUCAUGUGCCUCCUUAAAUCACCUCUUGUGAUGUUCUCAUUUGUGAAUUAAUUAGAAUAAAGUGAUUUUCUCCCAAAA
Molecule: messenger RNA, 915 nt
Organism: Ailuropoda melanoleuca (giant panda)
Lineage: Eukaryota; Metazoa; Chordata; Mammalia; Carnivora; Ursidae
Gene: CHCHD2
Product: coiled-coil-helix-coiled-coil-helix domain containing 2
Exons: 4
Coding region: 152-622 (156 amino acids)
Biological process (GO): mitochondrion organization; positive regulation of transcription by RNA polymerase II
Cellular component (GO): nucleus; mitochondrion
Molecular function (GO): sequence-specific DNA binding
Source: RefSeq, a predicted model, not a curated record